CUCCUCACAUCCUCGGCCUUCACACACUCCCCUGCGAACGAGCCGAAGCCCAACAGCCAGACCCAUGUGGGACCCCCCCUGCGGCAACAAGCCGAACGCGUUGGAAGCUGCAAGUCCAGUCACUUCCCAAGCUUGGACGCUUGCUACCUUACUGCGUUGGACAGUCCCGGAACGCCUCUUCCUGCGGACACUUCCUCUCACACGCAGCGAGGCGCCUUGUGGGGAACGAGGCCGGCUGUGGGGGCGUAUCCCCCUGCUGGCCGGAUCGUGGGACCCUGGGCCUUGCUGCUGGUUGGGCAUUUGUCGGUCUGAGAAGCCUAGGAGAGAGCGGUGCCUGCGGAAAGGCCAAACGACACGCCCCCCCGGGAAUUCCGCUGCCCGAGGUCGACCGAGAGACGUCCGGACGGGGACCCUUUUCUUUGACAAAACUCGCCCCAGCGUGUGUCGUCUUAUCCCAUGUUGUCGUCACGGCUCCUUCAAUGGUGAUUUCCCUCUGAAAGCUCAGCAAGGUCUCGUGCCCCUUUUGGGUCUCAUGGAUGGCACACGGCGAUGGCGUCCGCAUGAUAAUGGUCCGGUUUCCCCUCCUUUCCUCAUCUCCAUUUCCCCGCGUUUUGCCAGCGCGCGAGUCCUGUUAGCCAAGGCCAGCUAAGACCAGCCAGUACUGUACCGCGCCUCGAACGAGCAGCAAUAGCAGCCAUUGAAAAACGAAGCGCUUAGGGCACAGGGGGGGUUGGAGGGAUGGUUGGAGGGGUGAAGGGGUGAAGGGUGAAAGGGCAUGGACGCACCAACGGCUGUGGCUGAUGCUUCCCGUUCAGGGCGUGACGAGUGGCGUCGAAUUCCCCUAACGAAGUGUGUGCGCGCGCGUGUUACUACGUAGUACUACUGUGUAUGCGCGGGUAUGGUGUGUCUUGGUAAUGCGUUGGUGAUGUGCUUCCUCCCAUCUAGAUUGUUGUGCCAUGUUGGGCCAGACUCGUAUCGCUUCAGCGCAUCUUCAUCUCAUU
Messenger RNA from Ilyonectria robusta, 1001 nucleotides. RefSeq lists its product as uncharacterized. The transcript has a single exon. The record is from RefSeq and is a predicted model, not a curated record. Lineage: Eukaryota; Fungi; Ascomycota; Sordariomycetes; Hypocreales; Nectriaceae. The coding region runs from base 65 to 649 and encodes 194 amino acids.